Messenger RNA from Cornus florida, 928 nucleotides. RefSeq names its product small ribosomal subunit protein uS4y-like. The record is from RefSeq and is a predicted model, not a curated record. NCBI's taxonomy places the organism in Eukaryota, Viridiplantae, Streptophyta, Magnoliopsida, Cornales, Cornaceae. Gene Ontology annotation, biological process: positive regulation of translational fidelity; translation. Gene Ontology annotation, molecular function: rRNA binding; structural constituent of ribosome. Gene Ontology annotation, cellular component: cytosolic small ribosomal subunit. Bases 101 to 694 code for a protein of 197 amino acids. The transcript has 3 exons.
AAAUAUAAUUCUAGGGUUUGCCGAUAUUCGAAGGCUUGGAAAAUUUUCUCCUUUCUCGCGCUUCGUCUUCCUUCGCUCCUGACGGCAACUAGACGAAGCCAUGGUUCACGUCAAUUUUUAUCGAAACUAUGGGAAGACAUUCAAGAAGCCUCGCCGUCCAUAUGAGAAGGAGCGUUUAGAUGCGGAGCUGAAGCUUGUUGGAGAGUACGGACUCCGAUGUAAGCGGGAGUUGUGGAGGGUCCAGUAUGCACUAAGCCGCAUCCGUAAUAAUGCAAGGAUGCUUCUCACUCUUGAUGAGAAAAAUCCUCGUCGGAUCUUUGAGGGUGAGGCUCUUCUUCGCAGGAUGAACAGGUACGGUCUGUUGGAUGAGAGCCAAAACAAACUUGAUUAUGUCCUAGCUUUGACUGUGGAGAACUUCCUUGAGCGCCGACUUCAAACACUCGUAUUCAAGACGGGCAUGGCAAAGUCCAUUCAUCAUGCUCGUGUGCUUAUUAGGCAGAGGCAUAUCAGGGUUGGAAGACAGGUGGUUAACAUAGCAUCUUUCAUGGUGAGGGUGGACUCACAGAAACACAUUGAUUUCUCCCUUACAAGUCCACUGGGAGGUGGUCGCCCUGGAAGAGUCAAGCGAAGGAACCAAAAAGCAGCUUCCAAGAAAGCUUCUGGUGGAGAUGGCGACGAGGAGGACGAGGAUUGAAUAGCACCAACACUAGAGAUUAAAUGGGUUUUGUUUUGUGUUCGCACCAUGUCUUCGGUUUGUUGUUCCUUUUUUAGAUUCAUAUUUGCAAAAUUUUAUAAUUAGAAGGUGAUACAAGUUCUGUUUUUUGGUUCAUAUGGGUAAGAAUAUAUUGACUGUUUAGAAUAUGUUUGUAUUUUAUUUUGGUUAUGGAAUUGGGUGGCCGUGGAUAUAUUGAUAUAUUUUUCUAUCUCA